Pyricularia oryzae 70-15 is the source of this 705-nucleotide messenger RNA. RefSeq lists its product as uncharacterized. The transcript has 3 exons. Bases 1 to 705 code for a protein of 234 amino acids. NCBI's taxonomy places the organism in Eukaryota, Fungi, Ascomycota, Sordariomycetes, Magnaporthales, Pyriculariaceae. The record is from RefSeq and is a predicted model, not a curated record.
AUGCCGACGACAUCAUCUGCCCCGGUGUACGUCCCUAGUGCGAGUAGAAAGCUUCGAAAAGCCGGCGACACCCCGUACAUGUCCAUCCACAGCUUAACCCGGCGCAGAUUCCCAGUGCGAGUGAGAAGCAUGGGGCGCCUCAGUCACACUAUUCCACCACGGCCCACCGUCCACGGGGUGUACCAAGGGUGCGAACCAAGGCCGUGCCCACGUUUCUUGCUUCCCGUUACCCAAAGCCGUCUCCAGCAAUGGGCCGACCACGUCUUGCUGUCGGGACCCUUUGGAGACUGCCGCGCCGGCACAGUGCUUCCGGUCCACGUACAACUAACCAACCCCCGUAACGGCACUACCUCCUCGCUGCAGGCAAUCCCAGAAGCCGCGGUCAAGUCACCUACUUUGCGAGCGGGGCAAAUGUCUAUUUUCAAACCAUACCCUCGAUUUCGAGAGCCUUUUGGCUUCAAAGCCAGAAACCUAAUCAGAACUAGUGAACCACUCUUGGUAACGCUGCUUCUGUCUGGAUUAAAUCCUCAACGCGGGCUCUCUAGUCACGACAAUGAGCCUGCAGCAGAAUAUCAUAACAACAUAGCAUCUAGCGAUGUUGGGUUAGAUGACUGCAAUCAGGAUGCGUCAGCCUGCAAGGACAACUCGAUCAAGCGCAGCAAUUUCGAUCUCGAGACAGACAGCAUCCACAAGAGUCUUCAUUAA